GGAGGUGCAAUCCCAGCCUCCUCUAGCUGUGUUGGACACAAAACAAUUCCCAGGCUGUCUUUCUGCCCUUCCGUAACUUACCCAUGCAGUGGAACGCGGCCUCCCCCUCCUCGGAGGGCCCAGGCCGCGCAAGAUACUUCUCUCUGGCCCUUGAGGGCCGGAGCUGUUCGUGCGCGCGCAGCGGGCGCGGGGGCUACCACGGCGGAGGGAGGGGGCGCCAACGUCCGCGCCGCCGCGCUGGCGGCAGAGGCAGCGUCGCCUGACACCCCGGGAGCAUCCCCGCCCGCUCCCUGUACAGGCCGCAGGCCCCUGGCACAGUAAGUCCCCGGCCUGGCCCGCCGCUCCGUGCCAGCGACAAAAGUGAAACCCCCCCCAUGGAAGGGGAAAGCACAAAGAAUCCGGGGACCAGCUUUCUGGCUGCGGCCCCUUUAAGAACAGAACCUCCCGGAGCUACCCGUCGCAACCGACCCCAACUUAACCGAAACCCAACCCGGACUUCCCCGUUACCGCUCAAAUAUUGCCAACUUUGGAUUUUUCCCUCCCCCGCUAACCAAUUGGAUCACUGUUACUAGGCAGACUAGAGCAGCUGCCGGGGCGAGCUGGACGCCCUGUCUCGGGAGGCGGCAGGGACCAAUAGUAGACCGGGCAAGCUGGUGUAUCCGGGCAGAUUGGGGCGGAACCGACCAAUAAAAAAAAAAAAAUUAAAAAAAAAAAAAAAGACCGAGCAACGAGUGGAGCCGGGACCGUGAAGCCGACCUAGAGUCGAGGUGGCUCGGAGUGCCAGGAUGGCAGAAGAUGAACCUGAUGCCAAGAGUCCAAAGACAGGUGGAGCUGCCCCAGGCAGUGGGGAUGCUGGUGAACCCACCACUCUCCUACAGAAGCUCCGAGGGUCUAUCUCCAAGGCGGUGCAGAACAAAGUAGAGGGGAUCCUGCAAGAUGUGCAGAGGUUCUCAGACAACGACAAGCUUUAUCUUUACCUUCAGCUCCCCUCAGGCCCCAGUGGUGGUGAUAAAAGCAACCUGGAGCCAAGUGCACUCAGCCAUGAUGAGUAUAUGUAUGCCUACCGAUGGAUUCGAAACCACCUAGAGGAGCAUACAGCCACCUGUUUGCCAAAGCAGGAUGUUUAUGAUGCUUAUAGGAGGUACUGUGAGAGCUUAGCCUGCUGCCGCCCACUCAGCACCGCCAACUUUGGCAAAAUCAUCCGGGAGAUCUUCCCUGACAUCAAGGCCCGGCGGCUGGGAGGCCGGGGCCAAUCCAAAUAUUGCUACAGUGGUAUCCGAAGAAAGACAUUGGUAUCUAUGCCACCCUUGCCUGGACUUGACCUCAAGGGCUCAGAGAGUCCAGAGUUGGGCCCAGAAGUGGGUCCAGGUCCUCGGGACGAACUAGUGGAAGCAGCAUGUGCCCUGACCUGUGACUGGGCAGAGCGUAUAUUAAAACGCUCCUUCAGCUCCAUCGUCGAGGUGGCCCGAUUCCUGCUGCAGCAACAUCUCAUCUCUGCUCGAUCCGCUCAUGCCCAUCUGCUCAUGGCCAUGGUACUUGCUGAUGAACCUGAAAGGCUCCCACGGGAUCCCUCAUCUGCUACCAAGAACGGUCUGGAGAACCCAGAUGGAAAAGCCUCUAAGGGCCAGCCCCAGCCCCCCAAAGAGGUGGAGCCCCGAACUGGGUCUGCCCUCCCAGUUCGAGGAGAGCGGAAGAAAACUGCAGAAACCCCAGCCCCAGCAGCCAGUAACCCCCAAGUGAAUGCUCUAGUGGCCCGACUGCCCGUGCUCCUUCCCCGGGUACCUCACCCGCAACUUCCUCGGCCUCUCCGAGUCUCCCCACCAGUCCUAGCCCCUAAACUUCCCUCGGGUACCCUAAAAGUCACUACACUGCCUUUGCCCAGUGGGACCAGGGUACCCCGGGGAACUCUGCCCAUCAUCAACAUGAUCUUGCCCACUGUAUCUGCUGUGCCUAUUCCUGGGCGAGCACCACCUGAAGGUCCCAUCCAGUCCCAGGGCCCAGAGAAAAACAGGGAGAUAGGCCCAGGGGUGGAUAUGGGUCCCCGGGGCAGGGGAGUGAAGAGGACAGCUGAAGUGCCUAUGAGUGAUGCCAGGGGACAAGAGCUAGCAGCCAAAGUGUUAGGCCAGGAUACAGAAGAGAUAGGGAUUGAUGCCAAGCGUAAAAGAGGGCGUCCUCGAAAGAAAUCAAAUGGUGAAGGGGAACAGAGCUCCUCCCCUGAGAAGCCACUGCCUGCUACAGAUGCUGCCCAUUCCCCCAGGGUAUCCCAGGAGUCUUGGGCCUUUAGGUUACCCGUAAAAUUGGAGAAGGAAGAUGACACUGGUUUGAAGGGAGGAAUGGAACCUAGUGUCCAACACGCCAAAGAAAUAGGGGACAAAAGUCCUAUCACUCCUAAAGUGAGUGUCAUCAAGGGCAACAAAAAUUGGGAGGAGGCCCCCCAAUCCAUGGGAAGAGAGGCAGCACAAACCACCGGACAAGGGAAUAAAGACCCGAAAGGGAACAUGCCCCAAGGUUCCCUAUUCUUUGGACACAAAGAUCCCAAAGCAACACCCCCUUAAUAGGUACAUGGGGGGAAAUUUGAAUAUUCCUACAUGCACCUAAUCUGUCCAACUGAGGAGGAGCCCUUCUUUCUGACCCUGCUUAUUAUUUGGCUGUCCCCUUCCCUUUCCCAUAUGGAUUUCUGUGUUCCCCUUUCUGACCAUGUCUUGUCCUUCCCUUUUCCUUUCCCAGGCUAGUGCCCUUGGCUUCAAUAUUACCUACCAAUAAACCUGCCAUGCCCUCCUA
Molecule: messenger RNA, 2781 nt
Organism: Gracilinanus agilis (Agile Gracile Mouse Opossum)
Lineage: Eukaryota; Metazoa; Chordata; Mammalia; Didelphimorphia; Didelphidae
Gene: RFX5
Product: regulatory factor X5
Exons: 10
Coding region: 786-2555 (589 amino acids)
Biological process (GO): regulation of transcription by RNA polymerase II
Molecular function (GO): RNA polymerase II cis-regulatory region sequence-specific DNA binding; DNA-binding transcription factor activity, RNA polymerase II-specific
Source: RefSeq, a predicted model, not a curated record